ACAACAGAACGAGCUAGAAGUGCGUACGUUUCGUCGAAGACGCCGGUUCUGAAAUCAUGUUUUAACGCAGCGCAAAGCUGCUCAUGUAAAGACGCCACGAAGACGUUUUUGUCAAAAGCAUCCGGAAGCUCUUCACGGUCGAAACGCAAUAUUUGAGUGACGUUAUGUGGUGGCCUUGGCCCCUCGUGUCUGUUCUGGUGCUGUGCUCUCUCUUGUCUGUGGGCACUGUGCGGACCGCACCCUGCCAGACCUGCCGCAAACUUACAAACAGCUUCAUAAAGGGCUUGGAGCGAACCGCUAAUAAGAAUUUUGGUGGAGGGAAUACGGCUUGGGAAGAAGAGAAAUUGGCAAAAUAUGCACGUAGUGAAACCCGUCUGUUGGAGAUCGUAGAGGCUGCAUGUGAAAAGUCAGACUUUGACUGCAACAAACUACUGGAGCAGAUUGAGGAUCAGGUGGAGACCUGGUGGUUUCGCAGGCAGCACGAAGCACCAGACCUGUUUGAAUGGCUGUGCAUUGAGGAGCUCAGACUGUGCUGUCCACCAGGACACUAUGGACCGGAAUGUGCAGAGUGUCCGUUAGGUCCUGGGGGCGUGUGCGGUGGUCUUGGUCGAUGUGAGGGUGAGGGCACACGUCUGGGAGAUGGAGAAUGUGUUUGUGACCCAGGAUACUCAGGUCCCCUGUGUCAGGACUGUGCUGAUGGACACUACAGAGAAAAGAGUUCCAAUCACACACAACCACCCUGCUCAGCUUGUUUUAACUCCUGUAAAAAGUGCACUGGUCCACAAGACAACAAAUGUCAAGACUGUAAGCCUGGAUGGAUCCUUCACAACAACAAGUGUGUUGAUGUGGAUGAGUGCGGGACUGAGUUAGCUCGAUGUCCAUCUAACACCUACUGCUUCAACACAGAUGGCUCUUAUGAAUGCAGAGGUUGUGAUCAAGCAUGUGUCGGCUGUAUGGGGAGUGGACCUGCUCGCUGUAAGAAAUGCUCUCGAGGAUUCAGGCUCACUGGUGUAAAGUGUCUAGACAUUGAUGAGUGCUCUGAAAAAGCACUUGCCUGUCCUGGACUCAAUGAAGCUUGUGUUAAUGAGGUGGGAUCCUUCCGCUGCGAGUGUGCAGAGGGAUAUAUUCGACGAGAUAGUAUUUGUGUGGAGAAUCUACCACCUACCGGUCCAGAUCAGGGUCUGUUUGAUGAGAUGACGGACGACGAGAUCCUUGUUCUGCAGCAGAUGUUCUUUGGGGUCGUGAUCUGCGCACUAGCUACUCUGGCUGCCAAAGGAGACAUGGUCUUUACGGCCAUCUUUAUAGGAGGUGUGGCCGCAAUGGCAGGAUACUGGAUUUCUGAGAAAGGCGAUCGCGUGCUGGAUGGCCUCCUUAAAGGGCGCUAAUGAUUCAGACAUUAGGAGACUCAAAUGCGGAUCAUGCCAAGCUGUCAGGCAAUUCAGACAUUUAGAAACGCCAUAGACUCUGGGUUUGUUAGCUGACGCUGUAGCAAUGCAUGUCAAUCAGGGAUGCUACGGGUUGGGGAUACUGUAAGUGGCAUUAGCUACGCUGCUUUUUGAUGCUCUGAAUUAGUGGAUAAUGAUGUUUGUACCAAGCUUAUUUAUAACACUGUGUUUCAACAGUUCAAUUGCUGCUGUAUUUAAUGAGAUUAGAAUAGGCUUUUUGACACAAGGCAGUGGUUACAUGUUUGGACUGUCCUGAAGAAAAGCAACAGGUACUGUACAUAUUGGCAUGGAUCUUUCUUUUUUGCUACCUUUGUCCUUAAAUUUGUUUAUACAAUAUCAUAUUGGUUUUACAUAAACUGUAAUCAUUUCUGGGUUCCCUUAUAAAACUGCCUGUAGACUUUGGAAGAGAGAUGAGCUUGUUGCUGUGCUUGGAUGUUUUCAACAAAAAAAGAAAAUGAUAUCAUAUGAGAAGAUGCUGAACACUCCAAAAGGAAGGCAGGUAGCUAGCAAAUGAAAAAUCUCUUCUUGCACAUAUGUGAACAUACGUGGGAUGUACAUUCCCAAAUGCAUGAACUGUGACCCUAUCGAUGAUGAUUUCUAGUGUGUUUUAAUUUGAAAUGACACUGGUUGUAUGUUUGUCAAUAUGUUUAAAGCACCAAGUUAUUUGGAUCAUUUUUAUGGGGUCCCAAUAUAUUUUGACCUAAAAAUCUCUGUGACCUGUCCAAACCCUUUUUAUUACUGGAUUUUUUAAAAUACAUUCAUGAUUUUAAAAAUAA
This is a messenger RNA of Triplophysa dalaica, 2221 nucleotides long. It is a transcript of the gene creld1b, whose product is annotated as protein disulfide isomerase Creld1. NCBI's taxonomy places the organism in Eukaryota, Metazoa, Chordata, Actinopteri, Cypriniformes, Nemacheilidae. The transcript has 11 exons. The record is from RefSeq and is a predicted model, not a curated record. The coding region runs from base 165 to 1385 and encodes 406 amino acids. Gene Ontology annotation, molecular function: calcium ion binding.